UUUGAAAGCGGGCGCGGGCGUCGCGCUCCGCUGUGACGGCGGCGGAGGAAGCUGCGGGCCGGAGGAGCGGCAGUGGGGGCGGCAGUCGGGGCGGCGUCCCGCCCGAGGGGUGCUGGCUCUCGUCUCUCGUCCGCUGAGUGACCUGGACUGUGGCGGAGAGCUGCGCAAAUGUGCUUUGUCCAGAGCUACUUUGGGGCCGCCUUUGUUUUUAAGAGAAAGAAAUAUAAAUAAUCCAUUAUGAGGAAGCCAUGGCAAAGCUAAAUGCAAAACAAAGAGUUUGUUCUCGGGAGUCUUCUGUAACUUCUCUUCUAGCAAGCUGCAACCUGAGUGGUAGUUGUGCCUCUAACUCUGAUGGCUGUUUUCAGUAUAAGGAUAAACGAUACAGCUCCGCAUCUCAGGCUCUGCAGGCCUACAUAGAUGAUUAUGAUCUAAGCCGGAUAUACCCUUGUGCGAGCACUGGAAAGAUUAACAUCGAUAAAUGUUCUAACACACCGUUGUUCUCCAACCAUAUUCAUAAGCCAAACAAUACUUUCGCAAAUUGUGAUCACAGAAAGUGCUUAUCCCAUGGAAGACAGACCAUUAAUGACAUAGACUCUCUUAGCCUAACAACUGAUGAUUUAUUAAAACUUCCAGCGGAUGGAUCAUUUUCUUUAACUUAUGUUGGAUCAGGUCACCAAAUUAGCAAGAAAAACAAGAAAUGCACUGAAAGACCAAGUUCAUCAGACAUGGAAAUAAAAUAUUUCCAAGAGCCCUCCAUUCCUAUGGGCAAGGAUAAUUUGGUCACUCCUAUUGUAUAUGCAAAUAUAAAUGGAAAGCAGUAUAUUAGGCUGAAAAAAGCAAAAGCUGUGAAUAAGACUAAUAAAGGAAUUUCUGAACCAUCUGUAUCUUUUUCAAAGAAAUCACCUUUUGUGGACAGUUCGGAACCCGAUAUUGAAAAGAAUUAUCCAAGAUGGCUCACUAGCCAGAAAUCUGACAUGAAUGUUUCAGGGAUAACUAGUCUACCUGACUCCAAAUACCCAAUCUGGCUCCACAAUCAAGACUUGCUACCUAAUAGAAAGAAUCAAAGGAUUUAUAACAUAUUUAGAGAAGAUCAAUGUUCCCCUAGACAUAGUUACCAGGCACAAAGAACUUCUCGACCUACAAAUAAAUUAGAUUGUUUGGAAUGUUCUUUUGAAUCCUUAAAUAAUCCAAAUCCUGUGAGUCAUGAUAAAGGAUUAGUUAGUGACUGUAAAUGUGAUUUUGAUCAUAACCUGUAUGAAUGUGAGAAUCCACUUCUCCCUGGACAAUCCAAAAAACCAUUCAGUGGUGACAAAAUUGAAUUGCUUAUCCUGAAAGCCAAGAGAAAUCUAGAGCCAUGUACUGAAAAGUUACCGAAGUCCCUGAAAAAGGAUGACAGUCCUUGUUCAUUAGAUAAACUUGAAGCAGAAAGAUCAUGGGAAAAUGUUCCUGUUACUUUCAAAUCUCCUGUUCCUGUUAACUCUGAUGAUUGUCCUGAGCAAACUUCUAAGGCAAAGUGUGCUAAAGAGUUCCUUGAAGAUUUUUUACAUAGUGAUAACCAGAGCUGUACCCUUUCUGGAGGGAAACAUCAUGGUCCUGUUGAAGCCUUAAAGCAAAUGUUAUUUAACCUUCAAGCUGUACAGGAAAGUUUUAAUCAGAUUAAAACUACAGAUCCAAAAGAAGAAAUUAAGCAAGAUUCAGAAGAUGAUUUGUCUAACUUACAGUUGAAGGAAAGUAUGAUUCCUAUUACUAAAUCACUUCAAAAGGCUUUGCACCAUUUAUCUCGCCUGAGAGACCUGGUUGAUGAUACCAGUGGGAUACAGCCACCGAAAAUGUGAAGAGGAAAGUAAAGCUGUCUAACCAAAAAAUAGUCACCACAGGAAAAAAUGUAUUUUCCUGUGCAUAAACUGAUAACUAACUAUAAGUCCCACAUUAUUCUGUGAUUGCUUCAGGUUUUACAUGCUUUUAAAGAAACAUUUUGGAAAUGUCCCUUGGUUUUGUGACCUGUCCUUUUUUUCUACCAAAAUACCAGAAUGUUAAAUGAAAGGACCCACAGUGUACUCUGCAGUCUGAUUUUGGUUUUCAGCCCAGCAAUUACCUUACUGUUUGGAAGUGGAGGAUUUCUGUUCUUGAGGCUUACAUGAACUCAAUCAUCAUUGUCAUUCUCAUCCUGUCACCUGUUUCUGGAUCAUUAAGGAACUCUACCUGAUUUCUCUCCAUAAUCUCUUAACUUAAAGGACUUUGAUACUGGUAACUAUUUUUAAGAAAAAUUGUUAUGAUAUAACUUACCCAUGUGGAUGUUUGUUGCUUUUACAUUCCCAUAGUAUAAUUUUACAUAUUCUGUAUUGCAAAUAAGACUAAUUUAAUGUUAUUUAUUAACAUGAUAUAGUGCUAGAAGUACUUUGUUACAGAAUCCAAGAGAGCCUCAUACAAUUAGUGCUUUUAUUAAGAAUAAUAUAGAUUACUUGACACUACAUUUUUUGGGAGAAUUGUAUGAAAAACUUGUCAGUAAUUAUACAGUUUUCCAUAUUAGAGUUUUUGGAUCAGUUCAGGCUGAUGAAAAGAUCUGAGAUCAUUGCUAAUUGCUUUAUUAAAUUUGAUAACUAAAGAAAAUAUAUAAAAUCAGAACAAGUAUUUUAAAACCAUCUUUUAGAAGUUGACAUUUCUUUAUAACUGGUUUUGGUCGGGAAAUUUUUUGUCUCUAGCUGGAACUGAACAGAACUCUAUUAUAAUUUUGCAAUUUUAACCAAGUAAAAUGCUUAGAAUGCAUCUUUAUCAAUGAAAGAUAAUCAUGUUAAAGCAUGUUGGAUGAAACAUUUUUAAAAGGCAGAUAAAAUUGAAUGAAUACACACACACACACACACACAAACUGGAAAUUAAUAUGUCACCCAAAUGACAGCAUCUUUGCUAGGUAGCAAAUUUGAUUUUUCUCAUAAUGAAAGUACUGAUAAUUUAGUUAUAAGAACUGAUGUGUUAAGGCUGUUGGAAGAAGUCUGUUCUAUUUUUCUUGACCCUGUUAGUCGCUAUAACUUCUUUUUGCUCAGUAUGAUGCACACUUGCUAAUAUAGUCAAUUUGUUUUAUUUACUCCAUGUUUUAUUCCCAUUGUGUAAAAUAUGUUUAGUCUUACCUAAAAGGGAGUUAAAAUAAUAGCCUGUUUGAGAUAUUCCUUAAAUAAUCGAUGUACUUACAUGCUUCAUAUUUCAGUUUAUUUUUUAGAUUUAUGGGGGGGAGGGAACAAAAAAGUAUUGAAACUAUUGAGUUUAUUUUAUUAGUUUUAUAAGAUUUAUUUAUUUUUUUAGGAGAACCAGAGCAUCACUCUGGCACAUGCAUUGCCAAGUUUUUUGAAAAGACUCAAGCCAGGGGGAGAGAGUAUUUUCAGAGAUACCUGUCACAGGGAGAUCAGAAAUUGUGCCUGUGUGCCAACAAUUGUACUUAAAACGCUUAAACCUCCCAAUAAAAAUGAUAAAAAAAAUAAAAUUACCUUGUGAAUAUAAAAUUUUACCAAUCUUUUUCUCUCUUUUAGCAUAUUGAAAAUGGCAAAUAGAAAAAUUUUAAUAAGACAUUUCUUUAAAAUUUUAUUAGUUUAAAAGAGACAGGCAGAAAUUGAGAGGGAAGGGGGUGUUAGGAAGAGUGAUAGGCCAGCAGCACUGCUUCACCGCUUGUGAAACUUUCCCUGUACCUUGUAACGAACGUGCUCAGCUGGGUUCACCACGGCCUGGCUCCCAAGACACUUAGUUGAGUCUAAAAGGAUACAAAACCCAGUUCCAAAAAUUAUUUGAAAUAAAGUGAUGAAUGUGAAAAGAAACUCAGCUGUGUUUUCUUUAUCAGAUAACUUUUUUUCAGUUUUUUGUUUGUUUUGUUUUUUCCUGUUUUAACUAUUUUGGGCUUCAUAGAGAUUAAGAGAUUUCUGACCAAAUUAAGAAGAUUUACUUUGGGUAUAUUUGAGUUUUAUCUCUCUAGUGUUACUGUUAAGCUAUAUAUAUAUAUAUAUUUUUUUUACUGUUUUGUACUUAAUGUUUAGAAUAAUAUUUUAUUAAGUUUGUAUGUUGUCAUGGUUAUGAUUUGGUUACAUUUAACCAUUUAACAUGGUUAUAGUUAUCCAAAAUAUUGAAGACUAGUUUCCUUUGAUUUUUUUUUUCAUAUCUCAUCUUUUACUCUGUCUGAAAAUCUUUUGAUAUAUUAGCUAUUAGGAAGUGAAUGUGCCAUAAGGUGAAGUUAGCAUAAAAGGAGAGAGAAUAAGCUAAAAACCAAUAAAAUUGGUGAUCUCUGAACAAUUGAAACCUCACAAAUAAAAGACUUUUUAUUGGAUAA
Molecule: messenger RNA, 4309 nt
Organism: Erinaceus europaeus (western European hedgehog)
Lineage: Eukaryota; Metazoa; Chordata; Mammalia; Eulipotyphla; Erinaceidae
Gene: C15H18orf54
Product: chromosome 15 C18orf54 homolog
Exons: 8
Coding region: 249-1835 (528 amino acids)
Source: RefSeq, a predicted model, not a curated record